AUGAAGCUUGAUAAAAAUGAGUAGUAAAUUUAUAGUGAUUUCUAGUUUAAAUUUAAAAUUGUUUCAAAUAACGAAUUCUUUUAUAGAAAAUUAAAAUCGGCCCCAAACUUCCUACAAUUAUUCUUAAUUUUAUGAAGGAGUUUAAAUUUCUUCAAUUAAAAAUGUUUAAAUUAUUUUUAAAGGAUGA
Messenger RNA from Paramecium sonneborni, 187 nucleotides. The record is from the annotation of a GenBank genome assembly. NCBI's taxonomy places the organism in Eukaryota, Ciliophora, Oligohymenophorea, Peniculida, Parameciidae.